AUGGCUGAACCACAAGAGCCCUUCCCCGGCGCAGACGGAAUCCGCUCCCUCACCGACAAAGACUCCAUCUUUAGAGCCUUUGACUCUUAUCCUUGGACCAAGGACGCCGCCUUUCUCUCCGGCCUCCGCGCCAUCCUCGGGCCCCCCAACCCCUCCUCCUCCUCCCAAAAGGGCUCCCUCCGCGACAUCGCCACCCACGCCCGCAUCUUCUACUACGCCCAGCGCAUCGGCGUCCAGAUCGACUUCGCCGCCUACCAGGCCUGGCUCGCCCAGCACCCGGACCACAGCACGCCUCACAUCGUGCCGCCAGAGUACGAGCAGGAGCCGUCUGCUUCUUCUUCUCCUACGCUAGCUUCCCCUUCUUCUUCUUCCCCAUCUCAUUCUACUACCUCUCCCACUGCUUCGUCAGCGGCAGCGGCAGCAGUAGCAGCAGCAGCAGCAACCCCAUGGCAACAAGCCGCCCCAAAAGCAGACCUCUACGUCCCACGCAACAAACUCUCCUCCUCCGCAAACUCCACAUCUCCAUCGUCUUCGUCAGAGCCCGAGCCGGCAUACCCAAUCGCCUUUGCGGAAAUGAUCAAGCUCCUCCAAGAGGGCAAGCCCAUUCCCGGCAUCAGACAGAUCCCCAACACCAUUGAACGAGAUUCCACAGUCAAGCCUGUUGGAUCACGGCCCGUUCCAAAAAAGCCUUGGGAAAGGGAAGCUUCUGCUGCUACGGAAGCGAGUUCCCCCUUUGUUGAGAACACUCUUGAUCUCGAGUUUCCUCCGGUGGAGCAACAGGCGGCUACAGCUGCGACGCAGUCCUGA
Molecule: messenger RNA, 807 nt
Organism: Trichoderma citrinoviride
Lineage: Eukaryota; Fungi; Ascomycota; Sordariomycetes; Hypocreales; Hypocreaceae
Exons: 3
Coding region: 1-807 (268 amino acids)
Source: RefSeq, a predicted model, not a curated record